AUGUACACAAAUGAUGAAUGGUACACAAAUGACCAACUCCAGAAUGAAUAUGAAUGGAGAAAGGCUCGCAGUAAAACAGAUGACAUCACUCUUGAUGCAGGAACAGCCCACCCCAACCUCUCAAUUUCUGAGGAUCAGAAGAGUUUUAAACAUGAAGCCCAACCUCAGAAAGUUCCACCAAACCAAGAGAGGUUCGAUUCAACUGUCUGUGUAUUAGGCUCUAAAGGAUUCUCCUCUGAAGAGCACUACUGGGAGGUGGAUGUCACGAACAGCACUGACUGGGACAUAGGAGUGGCCAGAAAAUCUAUACAGAGAAAAGGAAAGAUUUCUCUGUCCCCUAAAGAGGGAUUCUGGGCUCUGGGUCUGAGUGGGAGAGAUUAUUGGGCAAAAACAGACCCAUGGACCCGGGUCAUGGUGCAGAAAAAGCCCAAGAAAAUUGGAAUUUACCUUAGUUGCCAAGACAGGCAGGUGACCUUUUUCAAUGUAACUAAUAAGUCUAUGUUGUUCACAUUUAAUGAUUGUUCAUUCUUUGGAAACGUUUAUCCAUUCUUUAAAAAUUCCCACAAAGAAACAAUAAUGAGAAUUUCUUCAAUUAAAGAAGAGGACUAAAUUUAAAAUGGCUGUUAUGCUCAGUUUUGUUGACCAAACUAAUCCCAAAAGACUCCUGAUGCAUUGUGGCACUCUUGACCAAACCGAACCAAAGUAUGAGAAUGCUUUGCAGCCAGAUGAAAGGCAAAGUGGAAAAUCAUUGCCUGUGAAAUUAUAAUUACAUGCAUUGCUAAUGCUGCAGGGGUGGCUUCCCAUGUAAUGGAUGCAACUUUACUGGAAUUCAUAAAACUGAACUCACAAAGUGAGCUAUUAAUUAGAAAUGAACUUUUUUUUUAUUACUAACUACUAGUUUAUCUGGAUAAGGCAUAUUAGUAGCUAAGAGUAAGGAAAUAAUAUUGCAUAUUAUACUGAUGUAGCUGUGCUAGACCAUAUAACCAAUCUUUGAGUCAGGUAUAAAUACAGGUGAGGGAUGUGUCUUCAGAAUGGGCUGGCAAUGAUUGACUUUUCCUUUCUGUAUUAUUCUGUGUAAUCUUUGAUUAAUAAUUUUUCUUAAUAAAUGUUGAUGGAUCCUAGUUAUUUGGCAUCUCAUAUUAUUAAUUUUAUACUGAGCUUGUAACAAUUUAUCUUGAUGUAUCUUUGUGUGUAAAAUAAAAGUAUUCUGUAAUCCAGUGGAUCAGAGAGAAGUUUUUUUUCCUCCUCACUUUUUAACAAAUCCAUGUGAAAGUUAUAGUUAGCAAAAACAGUGUCUGUGAGGCAGUGGAUCAGAGAUAA
This is a messenger RNA of Mauremys mutica (yellowpond turtle), 1320 nucleotides long. Its product is annotated as butyrophilin subfamily 1 member A1-like. The transcript has 4 exons. NCBI's taxonomy places the organism in Eukaryota, Metazoa, Chordata, Testudines, Geoemydidae. Bases 1 to 609 code for a protein of 202 amino acids. Gene Ontology annotation, molecular function: protein binding. The record is from RefSeq and is a predicted model, not a curated record.